CAGGAACUUACAGCUUCCACUAAGUUGUACUAACUCCUUGGGGGGUACAGCUACAGCAUAAGCGUAGACGAUACAACGUGAUAAGUGUGCAUGUCAACGCCUAAGCCACUAUGUCAACUGCCAUCAUGUAGUUCUGGGACAACUUCUCAUUUGGUGGAGCAAAGAGCGUCCGUCUUUUCAUUUGGAGGAUGA
Amoebophrya sp. A25 is the source of this 192-nucleotide messenger RNA. Lineage: Eukaryota; Dinophyceae; Syndiniales; Amoebophryaceae. The record is from the annotation of a GenBank genome assembly.